Molecule: messenger RNA, 474 nt
Organism: Nanorana parkeri
Lineage: Eukaryota; Metazoa; Chordata; Amphibia; Anura; Dicroglossidae
Product: aurora kinase A and ninein-interacting protein-like
Exons: 4
Coding region: 1-474 (157 amino acids)
Biological process (GO): spindle organization
Cellular component (GO): centrosome; spindle pole
Source: RefSeq, a predicted model, not a curated record
AUGAAGAGCAAGAAACAACGUAGCCGCUGUCUACAGCCUGAAGAGUGCGGAGUGUGGCUGGACACAGCCGAUCUGAAGAAGAGAUCAUAUCAGACCGUCAUCCCCUGCUCGUAUUCCAGCAAGUUUAAUCCACCCUUAAGAAGUCGGCAUUUUGAUUCUGCUACAAUUGAAUUCACUCAAACAAAAACACCACAGCUUUGCACCAAACAGACAUCUAUGUAUGCCUUUUUUACACCAAAAGGCAAGCCAAAGCCUACAAAUCAAGAAAACUUACCCAGUAGUCUAAGUGUGAAAGGACAAGCAGAAGAAAAUGAUGCUGAACCUCUAAAUGUUGGUCCACUUCAGGACAGGACUAAUGUUCUUUGGGACACUGCUAGCCCAAUGAAAAGAAACCCCCGCUAUCUGAGUGAUGAGGAUUCUCUGCCUUACAUGUUUACACAGGACUCUGAAGGCAAUAUGGUUAUAAAGCACUGA